AUGUCGGACUCGCUGUCUGAGAACGACAUCAGCCGAGAAGAAUGUCAGGAGGAUGACAUGACCCCGGCCGAUUUAAUCGCCAAACUGGAGGAAGCUUGGCUAAAUGAAAAGUUCUCACCGGAGUUGUUGCCCAACCAGUCAGAAGUGGUGGAGUGUGUCAUGGAGCAACUCGCACACAUGGAAGCAAACCUGCUGAGGGUGAAGAAAGGCGACGCCAAGGCCAGCAUCCACCGCAUGGAGAUUGACCGCAUCCGUUUUGUGCUGUGCAGCUACCUGCGCUCGCGCCUUUUGAAGAUUGAAAAGUUCUUUCCUCAUGUCCUUGAGAGGGAAAAGUCUCGCAGUGAUGGAGAACCGUCUCUGCUGUCACCUGAGGAGUUUGCCUUUGCCAAAGAGUAUGCUGCAAACACAGAAGGCCACAUAAAGUCUGUCGCGCUGAAUCACAUGCCCCCCAUCCUCCAAACACUUGACAUGCUCAAAGCAGUACCGACCCCCUGCCUAGACUCCUUUGUGUUCCUGAGGGUGAAGGAGAGCCAAGAAAACAUCUUAGUAGAGCCCGAAACAGACGAUCAGAGAGAAUACGUCGUGGAUCUUGAAGAGGGCUCUCAGCAUCUCAUGCGCUAUCGAACCAUAGCGCCACUUAUUUCAAGUGGAGCUGUGCAGUUGAUUUAA
Molecule: messenger RNA, 669 nt
Organism: Nerophis lumbriciformis (worm pipefish)
Lineage: Eukaryota; Metazoa; Chordata; Actinopteri; Syngnathiformes; Syngnathidae
Source: RefSeq, a predicted model, not a curated record